Molecule: messenger RNA, 1104 nt
Organism: Vicia villosa (hairy vetch)
Lineage: Eukaryota; Viridiplantae; Streptophyta; Magnoliopsida; Fabales; Fabaceae
Product: acidic endochitinase-like
Exons: 1
Coding region: 44-934 (296 amino acids)
Biological process (GO): carbohydrate metabolic process
Cellular component (GO): extracellular region
Molecular function (GO): chitinase activity
Source: RefSeq, a predicted model, not a curated record
AUCAUCAUUUUCAUCACAACUCAAAAAACAACCUUAAAAAAACAUGGCAUCCUUAAACCAAGUUUCAAUCCUAUUGUUGCCUCUCUUCCUCAUUUCCCUAUUCAAAUACUCUCAUGCUGCUGGAAUUGCAGUCUACUGGGGCCAAAAUGGAGGUGAAGGUUCCUUAGAAGAUGCUUGUAACACAAACAACUACCAAUUUGUAAACAUAGCUUUUCUUUCCAUUUUUGGAAAUGGCCAAACCCCAGUACUAAACCUUGCUGGCCAUUGUAAUCCAAGUGCCAAUGAGUGCACAAAGUUUAGUUCCGAAAUUCAAGCAUGCCAAGCAAAAGGAAUCAAAGUUCUGCUCUCUCUCGGAGGCGGCGCCGGAAGCUACUCUCUUAGCUCAGCUGAUGAUGCAACACAAGUUGCUAACUACCUAUGGAACAAUUUCUUGGGUGACACGUCAACUUCAAGGCCAUUAGGUGAUGCUGUUUUGGACGGAAUUGAUUUCGAUAUUGAAGCUGGUGGUGAACAUUUUGAUGAACUUGCAAAAGCACUUAAUGGAUUUAGUGCACAAAGGAGAGUUUACUUGUCUGCAGCACCACAGUGUCCUUACCCUGAUGCUCAUUUAGAUUCAGCUAUUCAAACUGGUUUAUUUGAUUAUGUUUGGGUUCAGUUUUAUAAUAAUCCUCAGUGUCAAUACUCAAAUGGAAAUACUAACAAUCUUCUUAAUGCUUGGAAUCAAUGGACUUCAAGUCAAGCUAAACAAGUGUUCUUAGGUGUUCCUGCUAAUGAUGCUGCUGCUCCAAGUGGUGGUUUGAUUCCUUCUGAUGUUUUGAUCUCUCAGGUUCUUCCUGCUAUUAAAAGUUCUGCUAAAUAUGGUGGAGUUAUGAUUUGGGAUAGAUUCAAUGAUGGACAGAGUGGAUAUAGUACUGCUAUUAAGGGCAGCGUUUAAUCAGUUUAAGUUCUGGUUAAAUUUAUAGUCUUUAUUAUGUAUUUGAAAUAAGUAGCAUUUUAGUGGGUUUUGUUCCUACUCAUGAAUAAGUGCUACGUGAUCACUUGUUAUACAUGUAAUAAUAACGGAAUCUUUAAAAUAAUGAAUGAAUUCAUAUAAAUAUACAGAAA